UGUCCAUGUGAACUUGCCUUUACUCUCUCUACCGUACGCAUCUCACACAGCCCACAGAGAAAUCAGAAAGUAUUCGUUGUUCGCAUAACGAGUCUGGCUUUGGCCUUGUUCUUUCUUCUUCCCUCUUAUCCCUGCAUUGAUUGUCUCUAGCGGGGGAACUUGUCACUUUCCAGAUCCAAGGUCCAUUUCUGGACGAUCAUGGAGCUCAAGCACCAGAAACAAUAUCAGCCUCACAGACUGGCGUCACAGGCUAGCCUCUGUCUACAACUGCCUUUCUCUGCAUUCCUUCUUACUUUGUUCUUUUCUUUGGCAUGUGCUUCGCCUUCCUUAAACCAGGAAUUGGGUGCUAUAAAACCUAGGCAUUCACGUCUUCUCAGGAGUGCGGUACAACGUGAAACUUCAGCGCCACAACUUUCUAAUCUUUGGAGUCCUCUAGAAAGUCAAGGAUGGAAAACUUGCGUUAAACCUAGCAAUGUUCCAUCAUUACCAGAGAAGUCUGAGGGAUUUAUCCAGGUAUUUCUUGAUGGAGGGUUGAACCAGCAAAGGAUGGGGAUAUGUGAUGCAGUUGCCGUUGCAAAGAUACUGAAUGCAACUCUUGUAAUCCCAUACCUUGAAGUAAAUCCUGUUUGGCGUGAUUCAAGCUCCUUCAUGGAUAUAUUUGAUGUGGAUCACUUCAUUGAUGUAUUGAAGGAUGAUAUUUCUAUAGUUAAAGAGCUUCCUGAAGAAUUUUCCUGGAGCACAAGGGAGUAUUAUGCUGCUGCUAUACGCGAAACGAGAAUCAAGGCUGCUCCUGUCCAUGCAACAGCCCAAUGGUAUCUGGACAAUGUUUUGCCUGUCCUACAAAGUUAUGGCAUUGCUGCAAUUGCUCCAUUUUCACACCGCCUCACUUAUGACAAUCUACCAAUGGAUAUUCAGCGGCUACGCUGCAAAGUCAACUUUCAAGCAUUAGUCUUUGUUCCUCACAUCAGAACACUUGGAGAUGCUCUCAUAAGCCGCCUUCGCUACCCUCAAUAUUCUGCUGGAGAAAUGGGCAGAACCUACCUUCAAGAGAGCACUGAAGCUAGUAACAGCGGGAGUGCAAGAAAGUUUGUUGUUUUACACCUUCGCUUUGAUAAGGAUAUGGCAGCCCAUUCAGCCUGUGAUUUUGGUGGGGGUAAAAUUGAGAAAUUGGCUCUUGCAAAGUAUCGACAGCGGAUCUGGCAAGGAAGGGUUCUUAAUUCCCAAUUCACUGACGAGGAGUUGAGGAGCCGGGGCCGUUGCCCAAUGACUCCAGAAGAGAUUGGGUUGCUGCUGGCAGCUUUGGGAUUUGAUAACAGCACCCGUUUGUAUCUUGCCUCUCACAAGGUAUAUGGCGGAGAAGCACGAAUUUCAACUUUGAGAGAAUUAUUUCCUCUGAUGGAAAGCAAAAGGAGCCUUGCUUCAGCAGAUGAGCGAUCACUGAUAAAAGGAAAAGCUUCUCUAUUAGCAGCUGUUGAUUACUAUGUUGGCAUGCAUAGUAACAUCUUCAUCUCUGCUUCCCCUGGAAAUAUGCAUAAUGCAAUGGUUGGACACCGAACUUACUUGAACUUGAAGACUAUAAGGCCAAACAUGGCAUUAAUGGGCCAACUCUUCCUGAAUAAGAGCAUUGAUUGGUCAGAGUUCCAGCAAGCAGUGGUUGAAGGGCACCAAAAUAGACGAGGUGAACUCAGGUUGAGAAGGCCAAAACAGUCCAUAUAUACUUAUCCUGCUCCUGAUUGCAUGUGCCAAGCAUAGUAUAUUUAAUUUUCCACGGAUGUAGUCUAUGUAUUUUAUAUUUAUAGUCGAGUGUCUUGAUUAUUUGACAUUUGUGACUGGUGAAUAAAUGCAUUUCCACUCAUUAUCAUA
This is a messenger RNA of Prosopis cineraria, 1863 nucleotides long. RefSeq names its product O-fucosyltransferase 39. Lineage: Eukaryota; Viridiplantae; Streptophyta; Magnoliopsida; Fabales; Fabaceae. The transcript is spliced from 10 exons. The coding region runs from base 199 to 1752 and encodes 517 amino acids. The record is from RefSeq and is a predicted model, not a curated record.